AUGACAGAAGAUUUCAUUCCAUCACCAUCUAUUGAUAGCCAUUCAAUGCCAAUGGAAGUACAAAUACCAUUAUUAGAAUCAUCUUCAAAUGUAAAAGAUUCAAAUAAUACUAAUACUCGUAAAUCUUCUACUAAGAAAACAAGUUUUUCAUCUAAUGAUGAAAAGAUAUCUGAUCCACUUAUUAUUCUCUCUUCACAGAAUGAAUCGAAGAUAUCAAAUAUGUCUAAUAAAUUAUUUGCUGUAUCUCAAUUAGAAACAUUAGCAUUCUAUCAAGCAUUAUUUAGUGAAUUUAUUGGAACAAUGUUACUUGUAUUAAUAUGUUCAUCAAUUGGUUUAUCAAUUACAUCUCAAUCUAUACCUGCUAUGCAUGGUGCUAUUACAUCUGGUCUUACUGUUGCUACUAUUAUCGUUGGAUUUGGUCAUACAAGUGGAGCACAUAUUAAUCCAGCUGUUACAAUAACAUUUCUUGUUGCAUGUGAAAUUGAUUUUCUACGAGCAUUAUGUUAUAUUGGUAUGCAACUUCUUGGUGCAAUUUGUGGUUCAAGUCUAGUAAGAUUAAUUAUACCACAACAUGCACAAGGUAAUUUAGGUAUGACAAUAAUUACUGAAGGUAUUUCAAUUUCACAAGCAUGUAUGAUAGAAUUUAUAAUUACUUUUGUAUUAUGUUAUACUGUACAUGCUAUUUGUGAUAAACGACGUGAUGAUAUUGGUGGUUCAAAAGCUUUAGCUGUUGGUUUAGCUGUUAUCAUAGGUUGUUUAUUUGGCGGACCUUAUACAGGUGGUUCAAUGAAUCCAGCUCGAUCAUUUGGACCUGCUACAGUAAUGAAUUCAUGGCAAAAUCAUUGGGUUUAUUGGUUUGGACCAUUAACUGGUUCUAUUGCAUCGGCAGUAGUUUAUACAUAUAUAUUAAAACAUCAUCAACCUCAUGGUCAUGUGCAAUAA
Messenger RNA from Rotaria sordida, 942 nucleotides. The record is from the annotation of a GenBank genome assembly. Lineage: Eukaryota; Metazoa; Rotifera; Eurotatoria; Philodinida; Philodinidae.